Messenger RNA from Salmo salar (Atlantic salmon), 3769 nucleotides. Its product is annotated as double-strand-break repair protein rad21 homolog A. NCBI's taxonomy places the organism in Eukaryota, Metazoa, Chordata, Actinopteri, Salmoniformes, Salmonidae. The record is from RefSeq and is a predicted model, not a curated record. Gene Ontology annotation, molecular function: chromatin binding; protein binding. Gene Ontology annotation, cellular component: cohesin complex. Gene Ontology annotation, biological process: sister chromatid cohesion; replication-born double-strand break repair via sister chromatid exchange.
CGCCUAUUUCAAAAAUGUAUCUGAUUAAAAUGUAAUUUUAAACCUAACCACAUAUUAAGACCUAAAAGCCCAUUUUUGUUUUCAUACAUUUUUACCAGAUAUACAAUUUUGACUUCGUGGCGGUAAUUAGUAGAAACCGCUGAUGGUCUUUGUAAACAUCCUGUGGAUUUGAAAAUAAUCUUUGGGCGGGCGGAAGAAACUAAAAAGUCAGCGCCAUUAUGUUUGUUUUUAGUGGGAGGAGUGGAAAAAAGUAAACUACGGCCGCCAAAAAAAACUACAAUUGGAGUGUAAUUGGUUGGUGUCCCCCCCCCUCACCCUUAGGUGAGAAGGUGCUGGGACAAUGUUUUAUGCUCACUUUGUCCUCAGCAAACGUGGGCCGCUGGCCAAGAUCUGGCUAGCGGCCCACUGGGAUAAGAAGCUCACCAAGGCUCAUGUGUUUGAAUGCAACCUGGAGAGCAGUGUGGAGAGCAUCAUCUGCCCCAAGGUGAAAAUGGCCCUGCGUACGUCAGGUCAUCUGCUCCUGGGGGUGGUGAGGAUCUACAACAGGAAAGCCAAGUACUUGUUGGCUGACUGUAAUGAGGCGUUCAUCAAGAUCAAGAUGGCCUUCAGACCAGGUGUGGUGGAUCUGCCAGAGGAGAACAGAGAAGCUGCCUACAACGCCAUCACCAUGCCAGAAGAGUUCCACGACUUCGACCAGCCACUACCAGACCUAGACGACAUUGACGUCACUAAGCAGUUCACAUUGAACCAGAGUCGAGUGGAAGAGAUCACCAUGAGGGAGGAGGUGGGCAACCUGAGCCUGCUGCAGGAGAAUGACUUCGCUGACUUUGGAAUGGACGACCGGGAGAUGAUGCGUGCGGAGAGUGCCUUCGAGGUGGACAUCAUCCACGGGCCGUCAGCCUCUAACCUGCUCCUAGACCCAGAGACCUCGGUUGCCCAGAUCCCAGACAACUCCAACCACCUGGAAUACGACGACCAGUACAAAGAUGACUUCGGAGAGGACCCCAUGGCUGAGAGCGAGGGAGGCAUGCUGGUUGACAAGCUCCUCAGUAACGAGGAUGGGGGUGGCAUUUUCGACGACCCUCCCGUCAUCACCGAGAGCGUGCUGAGACUGCAGGACCACGAUGACGAAGACGACUUUGAUGCCUUCUCACCGGGAGGUCCAGACAGCCCAGACUCAGGCCCGGCGGAGCCCCUGCCCGCCAUGCAGGACCAGACAGAGCAGACCACGCUGGUACACAACGAGGAGGAGGCCUUCGCCCUGGAGCCCAUUGACAUCACAGUGAAGGAAACCAAAGCCAAGAGGAAGAGGAAGCUAAUUGUGGACAACCUGAAGGAGCUGGACAGCAAGACCAUCCGUGCCCAGCUCAGCGACUACUCCGACAUCGUCACCACGCUGGACCUUGCGCCGCCCACCAAGAAGCUGAUGAUGUGGAAAGAGACGGGAGGCGUGGAGAAGCUCUUCUCCCUGCCAGCACAGCCCCUCUGGAACAGCAGGCUUCUCAAGAUGUUCACCCGCACCCUGACCCCCCUGGUGCCAGACGAAAUGAGGAAGAGGAGGAAGGGGGGUGAGGCAGACAGCCUGGAUGAGUUCCUGAAGGACUUGGAGAACCCUGAGGUGCCCAGAGAGGAGGCCAUGCAGAGGGACAUCAUCGACCAGACCAUCCUGGAGGAGCUCAGUGUGCUGCAGGCAUCAGCCAUGGAGGGCAGCAGGACCACCCUGGACGAGUCAGUCAUGCCCCCACCCUCCUCCACGCACGGCCAGAAACGCAAGGCACAGGACACAGAGCCAGGCUUGCCCAUGGGUACUCUGGAACAGGCCACCAACCAUUCAGGCGUGUCCCAGCAGUUGGACAUGACAGUGUUGCUGCCCCCCGAGGACAGCACCAACCUCAGCCAGUUUCCCGAGCUCGACCUGAUAGAGGAGAAGAAGGACAAGGACGGAGUGGACGGCUCAGAUGAGGAUGAGGAGGGUCAGGCCGGUGACCAGGACCGAGAGGAGAGGAGGUGGAACAAGAGAACCCAGCAGAUGCUCCAUGGCCUGCAGAGGGUGAUGGCCAAGACAGGAGCCCAGCAAAUUAGCCUGCUGGAUUUGUGCAGGAACAACAACAAGAAGCAGGCCGCCGCCAAGUUCUACAGUUUCCUGGUUCUGAAAAAGCAGCAGGCGGUGGAGCUCAACCAGACCGAGCCAUACAGCGACAUCAUCGCCACCCCUGGAGCCCGCUUCCACCUCAUCUAGACUCAACACUGGCUGCUUUUACUCAAAAACAGUUUUUUUCUUCUCUUACCUAUGUGCUUUUGUCUUGAGAUUAAAAAAACAUUAAGGUCAAGUGUGGGGAUGAAGUCUCUGAAAGACAUGAUUGGUGGGAUUAUUGUAAUUCUGUGUAUUUUGGGUUUUUGUUAUCCAAUGAAAGCACUUUGUGUUUUGCUAGAAUGUGAGAGUGAUAAUCCAAUCAUGUUGCAUUCCAAGGUUCUAUUUCUCUCCCAUUUAAAAAUAGUUACUAAAAUACUAUUGGUCUUCAAACUAAGAUUGCUGGUGGAUGCAGUUGAGUGUUUCAGAAACUUGCUCAAUACAUGCUCCUUUUGGUUAAAGGGUUUCUGAAACACUCAACUGAAUACCCUUUAACCAAAAGGACCAUGUAGUAUUGAGCAAGUUUCUGAAACACUCAACUGAAUUGCAUCCACCACCAAUCUUAGUUUGAAGACCAAUAGUAUUUUAGUUGCUGCAAGCAUUCCAAUAGGUUUGUUCCUAAUUCUGCGUUUACAGUCCCUGACUGUAAUUUAUUUUUUUUAUAUCGGCAUACAUUUAGGUCUCCAUUGUGGAAUUUGAGAAUGGGCUCCUGAGUGGCGCAGCGGUCUAAGGCACUGCAUCUCAGUGCAAGAGGCGUCACUACAGUCCCUGGUUCGAAUCCAGGCUGUAUCACAUCCGGCUGCGAUUGGGAGUCCCAUAGGGCGGCACACAAUUGGCCCAGGGUAGGCCGUCAUUCUAAAGAAGAAUUUGUUCUUAACGUACUUGCCUAAUUAAAGGUUAAAAUCAUGUAGAUUUAAAAAAUAAAUAAACUGUCUACCCUCAUUGCCUGCUCCAGUUUAAAAUAUAUUUUAUUCCAAGUAAUUGCUCCUGAAUUGCAUUUUUAUGGUAUUACUUCAAUAAUUCCCUUUAAGUCACAUACUGUGACAAUGAAAAUACUUGUAUCAAUUAUCUAUGUUAAUGGUUUGGCCAGAAUGAGACUUAGUUGAGGCUGCAUUUUUCACAUAAGCUAUUUAACAAUCUCUACACUUCAAGUCAACUGUGGGUGUCUGGAAAUUACAUUUCAUUCAACUCUUUGAUGCAGCUGAAUGUCAAGUAAUCUCUGGCAUAUCAACAAUCUAAGACAGUUUUGAUGCAAUGAUAACUACUGGGAAACAUCAUGGCAAGUCUUUAUGUGCUUAGGUGUUGUGACAGUCAUUCUUCGAUAGCUUGAAUACAAUAUUGCUCAUCUUAUGGUUCAUAGCUGCAGAGCACAAUUUAUAAUCAUUCUGACCAUCCUUUACCAGUCUGUCCUUUACAAAUGCAUUGUUUUGAAAUCCACAAGCUUCUGAAAUUGUAUAUCAUGUAAUGUUUCAGCUCAUCCCUUUUAAACUCUGCGCCGGUAAACGUACAUUCUUUUUGUAUAAAACCCAAAAUGACACCUUGUAGAUACUGUUGCUGAAGUGUAUUAUGAUGCCAUGCCUGUAGUCCUGAGGCCCAGCAACGUGUUACUUUUCUAAUAAAAUGAAUACCGUUUCAACA